AUGGACGAUUCAUUGAUAGUCCGACGACUGGGAACUGCCAGUAUUCGUCCUGAUUCUACUGAAAUGGUAAAGUCAGUUCUCAAUACGUGUUCUGUUAUCCUAAAUGGGAGUAUUGAGACAGAGCCUUUAAUAUUAACGGAUUAUAUAAAUUCUGGAAAAAUUGCAAUAGGGAAAGAAAUGAGCAAAGUAGACUCAUUUCUUGGUGAAAUCGAAAGCUAUUCCGGUUUUUUCAGAGUCAGUGAUGAUUGUGUUCGAAAUAUGUUUUUUUGGUAUUUUCCUGCACAAGUAAGACCUGCGCCUUUGUUAGUUUGGCUCCAGGGUGGUCCAGGGGCUGCUUCAUUGUACGGACUUUUUGUAGAAAAUGGUCCUUAUUAUUUGGACUCGGACAAUAACAAUUUUAGGUCGGAGUUGGAUUUAGUUUUUCUGAAAGUGAAUGUUAUCUUACAACCGAAGAACAAAUUAAUGAGACAAUUUUAUGUAAUAUUUACUAAUUUGCGAUCAAACCCACUUUACAUCACAGGAGAGUCUUAUGCAGGUAAAUAUGUCCCGGCCAUGGUGUAUGCAAUUGACCAAUACAACCAAAAUAACCCCACACCAAUCAACCUUGUCGGAAUGGCUAUUGGAGAUGGCCUUUGUGAUCCUUAUAAUACUCUUUUUUUCUCUGGACAAUUAGACAUAAUUGUGCCCUUCCAAAUGACUUCAGCAUUCUUGAGAAAUUUAGAAUGGGAGGGCAAAGAAAAUUUUUUUCGUGCUUCGCAGCAACGUUGGUAUUCAAAAACUGGAAGAGUAAACGGCUAUUACUUAUCUUCUCAAAAUUUGAUGCAGUUAGUUGUCAGAAACGCUGGACACAUGGUUCCUAUGGAUCAGCCUGAAGCGGCAUUGGAAAUGUUGAGGUUAUUUAUUUACGAAUUUUAAUUAAUUUUCUGCACUUUGGUAUUU
Molecule: messenger RNA, 939 nt
Organism: Octopus sinensis (East Asian common octopus)
Lineage: Eukaryota; Metazoa; Mollusca; Cephalopoda; Octopoda; Octopodidae
Product: probable serine carboxypeptidase CPVL
Exons: 6
Coding region: 1-915 (304 amino acids)
Biological process (GO): proteolysis
Molecular function (GO): serine-type carboxypeptidase activity
Source: RefSeq, a predicted model, not a curated record